Molecule: messenger RNA, 1558 nt
Organism: Heterotrigona itama
Lineage: Eukaryota; Metazoa; Arthropoda; Insecta; Hymenoptera; Apidae
Source: the annotation of a GenBank genome assembly
AUGAAUGGUAUAUAUUAUUCAAGUUACACUUACAUAUUGCAUGACGAUAAUUGAAUCAUAUUUAUGAAUUAAAUGAUUUAUAUAUUGAGAGCAAAAUGAUGUUACUAUAUUCUGUGAGUAGAAAUAAAAGAAAUUUUAUAUAACUAUGAAGUUUACAAAAGUUACAAUAUUAAAAUAAUUUUUAUUCAAACUAGGAUGAUCUGUAGUGAAUGAAUAUUUAAAUUACAUGUCAGUUAAAAUUAGUAUUCAUAAAUUUUUAUUUAACAUCCUGAAUACUAUAACUGCAAACAAGCUAUUUCAUUAUUAAUGUCCCGGUAUACAAUAAUUGUAAUAAAAUUCAAUAGUCCUCAUUAAUUCUUCUAUUCUCCUACUUUCUCAUUACUUUAGUUCAGACUCUUCAGAAAUUUUCUUGUUUUUGCAGUACUUUGUUUAUAAAAAGCAUGAAACAAAUAGAAUAUUCGAAUAUUUAAUCAAUCUAUUUUCAAUAGAUAUUAUUAAAAUUAUAUUUUAUUUAUAAUCCAAUCAUAUAUUACAUAUAUAUAAUAUAUACAUUGUAAUAAAAUAUAUAUAAUAAUAAAAAAAAUUUAAUAUUGUUACAGUUAAAAAAAAAAAAAUCUAUGAGUUUCCACUGGAGCUGCUAUGCAAAAUUUCAACCAGAAAAGAGAGUAAUAUAGCAAGUAUUAAUUUUUUCAUAUGGUAUGGGCAACGUUCAUUUACUGAAGAGUUAUUCAUUCAUUGGUCAGAUCAUCAUCAUUUAAUAGGAAAAUCUAGAAUGCAAAUGCAUACAUUAGCUGAGCCAAGAGAUAACAGAGAUAUAUUCCCACCAAAGGGAAAUCUUCAUACAUCAUCCUACCAAAGAUUUGGACCAGAGCCUGCCUGUACAGGAAUUACAGAAACACAAGCGAUGUUGUCUCAAAUAGAAUUAAAAGAUCUGUAUAAGCCAGUUCAUCCGCAACGCACUUUACUUCAUAUGAAGUCCCUUGCAUCAAUAGACCUCGAAGAAGAACAAGAGACAUUGACAGAUAUUAUAUACGAUGCUGAAGAAGCACGUAACAUGGAUUAUCGAACAACAACAAAAAUUCAUUAUAGAUUACCACAUCCCAUGAAACCAAAACCAUUACCGCCGCCACCAUCACCGGAACCAUGGCUCUUGAAUCGUCGUACUAUCGGAUAUAGCCUUGAACAAUUGGAGAAACGAGAUGGAAUGCACACGUUUUUAGAUGACAAUAUGGAACUUCAUAAGCAGAUAGCUGAUUUAAAGUCAAAAAGAUAUAAAUUGCAUACGUUUGAAGAAAGCAAGCCUUCUGAAGUUAUUAAUUUGUCCGAUAUAAAAGUGUGUAAAACUGAAAAUUAUAACGUAGAAAAAUAAUUAUGAAAAUAUAUUCUACCAAAUUUACUAGAAUAAAUAAUUUUAUUUUUAUUAUUAAAAUUUGUGCUGACAAUAAAUAGAAUAUUUACAUACGAUUACUUCUCUAGGAAGACGUUAUUUAGAAUAAUUAUUUAGAAAACUAGAAGAAAACAUACGGAUGUAUCAAAUAUAAUUAAUACUAAUAAUUAA